CACACCGCUAUAAAGAGUACACGCAAAGUCACGUAUACAUUUUUGAAAAAUAUGCCAACACUUGGAUACUGGAAAACGAAAGGGUUAGCCCAGCCAAUCCGGUUACUUCUUACGUAUGCUGGGGAAGAAUUUGAAGAUGUACAGUACGAGCAGGGACCGCCGCCGGAUUUUAGUCGGGAAUCGUGGUACAGUGUGAAGCCAAAGUUUGGCGAAAUAUUUUCAUUUCCCAAUCUACCGUAUAUAGCGUCUUCGUCAGGUUGGAAGAAAACAGAUUCGGGAUUAUUUAUAGCUUUAAAAUAUAUUUUAUCAUUUUAUGUGACACUAGAUGGCGACACGGACAAAGAAAAGGCGAUUGUUGAUAUGAUCAUUGACGAAGCCAUGGACCUAAGACUUGGCGUUAUAAAAAUUACUUACACCAGUGUGGAAAACUACGAGAAAUGGAAACCAGAUUACUUCAAAACUGUCCCCACAAAACUAGCGCAGUUCGAGCGACAUCUCGGAGAGAACGACUGGUUCGCUGGCGAGAAAAUUACAGCCGCUGACUUUUCAAUGUAUGAAAUUUUGAUACAGCAUAGACGGAUGCAGUCAGAUUCUCUAGACGCUUUUCCCAAACUGCGAGCUUUCCUAGACAGGUUCGAGUGUCUGCCGAGAGUCAAGGAAUACCUUUCCCUGGACAAAGUAAAAAACCUGCCGACAAGUAGCAAGAUAGCAGUACCAAUUUGAAAUAAACAAGACUCAAAAUGUUAAUCAUAUCAGAGCCGCGUCAAGUUAAAAUGAUUUUUUAAUGCUUAAGGUGAUUUUUUGACAUUUUGAGCUUUUGGUAUAAUGUUUCUCUGCAAUAAAUCCUCUUUCCAAAACAGUA
Mercenaria mercenaria is the source of this 862-nucleotide messenger RNA. RefSeq names its product glutathione S-transferase Mu 1-like. The coding region runs from base 52 to 723 and encodes 223 amino acids. NCBI's taxonomy places the organism in Eukaryota, Metazoa, Mollusca, Bivalvia, Venerida, Veneridae. The record is from RefSeq and is a predicted model, not a curated record. Gene Ontology annotation, molecular function: glutathione transferase activity. The transcript is spliced from 8 exons. Gene Ontology annotation, biological process: glutathione metabolic process.